AUGACUGGUGAAAAUGAAAGCAAUGAAUUGCUUUCAUUUUCAGAACUUUAUGGCUCUAUUCUUGAUAGGAGAAUUAUUCAAUCUUUGACUAAUAAUAAUUAUUUAGUACCAACCAAAGUGCAAAUUGAGGUAAUUAAAAAGAUUAUUGAGGGAAAGGACUUGUUAAUUAACUCUUAUACUGGUUCAGGAAAAACAUUAGCUUAUGCAAUUCCUAUUUGCCACAGCUUAUUAAAUAUGCCAAAGAAAUCAGCUAGUAAAGUAUAUUCAUUAGUUUUGGUACCUUCGAGAGAAUUGGUAAUUCAAACUUAUGAAGUUUUUGAACAAUUAUUGGUGUUCUGUGAGAACAGUAUUUCUAUUGGAACAGUUUUCAAUGCAGACGACAAUUUGUUACACAAAGGGAAAGAUUUGAGGCUCAGUAAUUUUCGUAAUAACAUAUUAGUUUCCACUCCUGGAGAUAUUUUAAGUGCCAAAGGAAUGAAGUCCAAGGAAUCUAUUUUUCAGAAUAUUCUUCAUUUAGUAAUUGACGAGGCGGACUUGUUAUUUGCUUUUGGCUAUGAUAAGGAUAUGAGCAAAGUUCUUGACUUGCUUCCAAAUUCUCAAGAUAAAAAGUAUCAAUGUAUAUUACUUUCUGCAACAUUAAACAAGGAAGUAGACUCUCUGAAGAAAAUGGUUCUUCACAGACCUAUUUUUGUUGAUAUUAAGCCAGAAUUAAGAGAAGAUGAUUUUGAUGGAGAAAGUAAUGAUUCAAAGCAUCUGACUUCAGGAAUAUUGAGUGAAUACUACACAAUUUGUAACAGUAUGGUAGAUAAAUGGUUGAUGUUGUAUAUACUUUUGAAGAUGAAUGUAAUUCCUCGAAAAUGCCUGAUUUUUGUAUCUGAAGUUGACACAGCCUACUCAAUUAAGGUCUUUCUAGAAAGGUUUGGAAUGAGUUGUGGUGUUCUCACUCCAAUUAUUCCUGCUGCAACAAGGAGAAUGUUAAUACAAUGUUUUAACCAAGGAAGCUAUGACAUAUUGGUGACAAGCGAUACAAUCAACGAAAAGGAUGAAUCAAUAUUAAGUGUUUUAAAAGAUAAUUCAAUAACCUAUAGGGGUGUAGACUACAAGGAAGUUGCUUCUGUAUUCAAUUUCGAUUGCCCAAGCAGUGUUAGAUCCUAUAUUCAUCAUAUUGGUAGAACUGCCAGAGGCGGUGCUUCAGGAGUUUCAAUAACUAUUAUAAAUAGCAACAUACCCAAUGAAAUGGAGGUAUUGGAUGAGCUUCUUAACGACAAAAACCGAAAAAUGAAUAAAUUGAAGAUUACUUCCGAAGAAGUUGCUUGCUUUAGAUAUAGAAUUGAAGAUUGUAUGAGGAUUUUAACAAAGAGCAAUAUUCAAAAACACAAAUUACAGGAAAUACAAGGGCUUAUAUUAAAUAAUACCCGUCUUCUUAAGUCUGGCUAUUUCAAUAAACACCCAGGAGAUAAAAGUGUACUUAAGUCUUACCAUAAACAUAUUACCAAUGCUUUAAAUGUUUCAAGCUCAGGAAGAGAACACAUUAAAAAUAUUCCUGGAUAUUUAUAUGACAUGGUUAAUAGCAAUAUUUCCAGUAAUUCUGAUUCUGUUGUAGAUUCUUCGUCUUCCAUGCCUAAUAUCUUAAUGGAUGGUGUACUUUCUAAUACUAGUAGUAGUAAUCACGGCACUAAUUUGACAGAAAAGGUACAGGAAGCUAUUCGAAGAAUGGGCGGAAAAGAUUUUCAAUUUGUUAAAGAAAAUAAUUUGAAUCCAAUGAAUAUAAACAAAACUGGAAAUUCAAGUGGAAACAAGAAGAGAAUUAUAACAAGAAAGUCUCAGCUUAAAAAGGAACCAAAAUCUUACGAAGGCACUGUUCCAGAUGAGCUUCCAGCUAUUUCAGGCCGUAAGUUAUGGAAGCUUAAACACAAAAAACAUGUUAAAAAGUACAAGGAUUUUAUAGAUGAUAAUAAAUAUAAGAGGAAAAAGGGAGUAAGAAGAUAA
This is a messenger RNA of Cryptosporidium ubiquitum, 1989 nucleotides long. RefSeq lists its product as uncharacterized. Bases 1 to 1989 code for a protein of 662 amino acids. The transcript has a single exon. The record is from RefSeq and is a predicted model, not a curated record. NCBI's taxonomy places the organism in Eukaryota, Apicomplexa, Conoidasida, Eucoccidiorida, Cryptosporidiidae. Gene Ontology annotation, molecular function: nucleic acid binding; ATP binding. Gene Ontology annotation, cellular component: nucleolus.